AUGGGUGAUCAAAUUUCUGUGCCUGAAGACUCGCCUCAAUCUUUCGAAGCCAACACCACUGCCAGCAGCUCUCCAAGCAACACUCAGUCUCCAGACUCAUCGUCGUUCCGAGUUCACUUUGCGGGAAAAGAGCUGGGUGUUAUCAGUUUACUAACAGGCACCCCGUUCCUCUUUCCCGAGGGACGGGAAUGGAUCAAAACUCGCACCGGACAGCAUGUCGCAAUUGACAAACUUAGUCCAGCGCGAGCACCUUGGGAUAAAGAACGCGGACAGACCUUCAACACUGUUAUGAUGAACAUGAACAUGAACACUUGCAAUCCCUAUGAACUUCCCGACUGGAGAACAGUGCAGGUAUACUUCCAGGCAUAUACGAGCUCCAAGGUGAUGCGGCGCAUCUUUCCUGUGAUAGACCCGGAGCUUUUUGAGGAGACCCUCAAAACAGCUUACAGUCAAUCGCAGUCUACCCUCAAAUAUGGCCAAGCUAGUGCCAGAGUUUGUGUCAUUGCAUUUCUUACCUUUGUUUCUCGCCUACCUAAUGUCAAGGACAUUGUCAAGGCGACUUCUCCUACAACCAGUCCAAUCGAUCAUGAUAUACUUGCUACCAAGGCACAAUUCCUUAUGCCUCAAGUAUUACAAGAGUCUGCCAGUCUGGACGCGGCGCAGGCUCUUACCAUGUUGAUUGUCUUCGAGCUAUCCUCUGGAAAUAUGCGGGCAACAAACUACUAUGCGGCAGUUGCUGCACGACUCAUUUUCAUGCUUGGUGGUAAUCUUUUUCGCGGUGACGGGAUGUCGGCGAAUGAGCGCAGCCAGAAAAAGCAUUCACAACUACGGAAUCUAUUCUGGAUUUGCUACACCCUUGAUAAAGACCUUGCCCUGCGCACGGGUCAGCCGCCUACCAUCGCCGACGAAAAUUGUGAGCUAACACUUCCACCGGGCUAUCUCGAUCGAGCAUUUUUGGACGUGGAAAACGAGGAGGCCCCAUGGUACGGCCCAGUAUUUCCAUUUGACUUGCGCCUGAGUAUGAUCAAAUCCCGAGCGCAUCGAGAGCUAUAUUCAGUUAGCUGUCUCCAAAAAUCAGACGCCGAGCUGCUCAAGUCAAUCCGGGAACUCGAUGACGCGCUAGAAGAAUGGCGGUUAUCUGUCCCUCCUAGAUGGCGUCCAACCAUGUCUUUUUCUCCCGAGACCUCCGAUCCGCAUAUGGUGGAGGCCAGUCGAUCAAGUCUAUGUUACCUCGAAGCGGCAGAACAUGUAGUAGUUGACGGUGUUUUCUGGACUCUAAUCUUCUACCCUAUGUCUGCGCUCCUCACCAUCUUCUGCAGCAUUCUUCAGAACCCACUGGACCCACAUUCGCGCGAAGACUUGGGCCGAUUGAAAGUCGCCACUGUUAUGAUUGAGCGUAUCUUCUCACGGAAACUGCAUGCAAAUGAGGUUGUGCACUUCAAAUUGGUCGCCGAUUUCAUUAUAGAAUUAAAGCGAUUGGCCGAGUGUGCCAUUGACAAGGCCUGGGCGGAGCAGCGCGCCGCCUCUAAUUGA
Penicillium expansum is the source of this 1533-nucleotide messenger RNA. RefSeq names its product putative C6 transcription factor. The transcript has 5 exons. Bases 1 to 1533 code for a protein of 510 amino acids. The record is from RefSeq and is a predicted model, not a curated record. Gene Ontology annotation, biological process: DNA-templated transcription. Gene Ontology annotation, molecular function: zinc ion binding; DNA binding. NCBI's taxonomy places the organism in Eukaryota, Fungi, Ascomycota, Eurotiomycetes, Eurotiales, Aspergillaceae.